Molecule: messenger RNA, 151 nt
Organism: Funneliformis geosporum
Lineage: Eukaryota; Fungi; Glomeromycota; Glomeromycetes; Glomerales; Glomeraceae
Source: the annotation of a GenBank genome assembly
AUAUCGCUCAUAUCUCUCAUUAUCAUCACAUUACAAUGUACAUUUUGAAGAAAUUUUUGCAGCUUUAACAUUUACACAACAAAAUAAUAUUGUAAGAGAAUAUGGUUUACAAAAUAAUUAUCCAAUACUCGAUCAGCUUCAAUUUGAGUGA